Messenger RNA from Carassius auratus (goldfish), 1561 nucleotides. RefSeq names its product zinc finger protein 239-like. The coding region runs from base 248 to 1129 and encodes 293 amino acids. Gene Ontology annotation, biological process: regulation of transcription by RNA polymerase II. Gene Ontology annotation, molecular function: DNA-binding transcription factor activity, RNA polymerase II-specific; RNA polymerase II cis-regulatory region sequence-specific DNA binding. NCBI's taxonomy places the organism in Eukaryota, Metazoa, Chordata, Actinopteri, Cypriniformes, Cyprinidae. The transcript has 2 exons. The record is from RefSeq and is a predicted model, not a curated record. Gene Ontology annotation, cellular component: transcription regulator complex; chromatin; PcG protein complex.
UAUAAUAAAAGAAGAGGAACCAGAGACAUGGAGAAUAAAACACGAGGAUCAAGGAGAGUUUAUUGAAGAAAGUGAGGAGAACAAAAAAUGGAGUGAAGUUGAGAAAAAUCAUGUCAAAACUGGAGAAAAACCUUUGAGUUGCUCUCAAACCAAACAGAAACAUCUAAAGAAAAGAAGAGCCAAGAAACCUUUCACCUGCACUCUGUGUGGAAAGAGUUUCACAUACAAAUGUCAUCUUGAUUUUCACAUGAGAAUCCACACUGGAGAGAAACCGUUCACAUGUAAUCAAUGUGGGAAGAAUUUUGUACGGAAAGGAAACCUUAAAGAGCAUAUGAGAUCUCAUACUGGAGAGAAACCGUACACUUGUGAUCUGUGUAAUAAAACAUUUUUUAGGGCUUCAGACCUGAAGAAACACCAGACAGUUCAUACAAAGGAGAAGCCAUAUUCAUGUUAUUCGUGUGGAAGGAGUUUUUCACGUCUUCCAUAUUUGAAAGAACAUCAGAAAAUACAUACUGGUGUGAGAGAGUACAUGUGCUCUGAGUGUGAAAAAACUUUCAUUACAGCGAGUGGUUUAAAACAGCAUGAGAGGAUCCACACUAGAGAGAAAUCUUAUAAUUGUCCACACUGCAAAAAGAGAUUCAGUGAUUCAGGAGACCUAAAAACACAUGAGAUGUCCCACACUGAAGAGAAACCUUAUAAGUGUUCACACUGUGACAAGACAUUCAAUAGGUCAACAGACCUGAAAACACAUGAGAGGAUCCACACUGGAGAGAAACCUUACAAGUGUUCACAUUGUGACAAGAGAUUCAAACAGUCAUCACAUCUAAAAAAACAUGAGAGGAUCCACACUGGAGAGAAACCUUAUAAGUGUUCACAUUGUGACAAGAUAUUCAAUAGGUCAACAGACCUGAAAACACAUGAGAGGAUCCACACUGGAGAGAAGCCUCACUCAUCACAACUUAAGGAUCACAUGAACAUCCACACUGGAGACAAACCGUGCUCAUGUGAUCAAUGUAAUACAACAUUUUUGAAUAGAUUCAUGCAAUUCGGGUGGAAAGAGUUUUUCACAUUUUUCAAUUUUGAAAAUACAUCAGAAAACGCAUACUGUGAAAAAGCACAAGUGCUCUGAGUGUGAAAACGCUUUUACUUCAGUGGGUGGUUUAAAACAGCAUGAGAGGAUCCACACUGGAGAAAAACCUUAUGAGUGUUCACACUGUGACAAGAGAUUCAAUCAUUCAACACAUCUGAAAACACAUGAGAGGAUCCACACUGGAGAGAAACCUUAUCACUGCACUGAAUGUGGGAAGCGCUUCAGUCAUUCAUCUGCUCUACACAUACAUACAAAAAACUAUCACCGUAAGGCCCCGUACAAACAGAGAUGCAUUUAGAUGUACAUGUACAAAUUUUGUAUCCUCUUGGUGUGUCCUCUAGAGGGAUUCUGCGUUUUGGCAGCAUGAAACUGCUAAUUUUUCUUAACAGGUCCCAGAGUGGAUCAAUCUGAAAAUGACACCUUUGCAUUUUUGUGUGUAAAGCCAAUUAAAAUAUUUUGUGAAACAAUGAA